AUGCGAUCGCAACGCAGCGCCAGUAUGCCCAAGACGCAGCCAAACCUCUUUGCCUUUCCCGGCGUCGACGCCCUCGCGCCCGCCCUUCGCUCGUACAUUAUCCAGUCCCAAGCUGCGGGCAUCGCCCGUCACGACAGCUUCAAGGUUGCCGUGUCGGGCGGCUCGCUCCCCAAGACCCUCGCCACCGCCCUGCUCGCCCCCUCGUCCGGCCCGAACGACGUUGUUGAGUGGAGCAAGUGGGAAAUUUUCUUUGCUGACGAGCGCGCCGUCCCCCUCGACCACGAGGACUCCAACUAUGCCCUUCUGAAGAAGGAGCUGCUGGACAAGCUUCCCGAGGGCCAGAAGCCCGCCGUGCGCCCUAUUGACGUCACUCACCUGGAGGAUACCCAAGAGCUGGCGGAUCAGUACGAGAAGACUUUGGUGGGGAGUUUUGCGUCGCGCGACUCGGUCCGCCUGCCCAUCUUCGACCUCCUCCUGCUGGGCUGCGGACCUGACGGCCACACCUGCUCGCUGUUCCCGGGCCAUGCGCUGCUGCGCGAGAAUGAUGCGUGGGUUGCUCCCAUCGAGGACUCCCCCAAGCCGCCUGCUAGGCGCAUCACAUUGACGCUUCCCGUUGUCACACACGCCGUACGCAUCGCGUUUGUGGCUACCGGUGGAGGCAAGAAGGAGAUUAUGAAGCAGAUCUUCGAUACCUCGGAUGGUCUCCCCUGCACACUCGUCAAUGAGACCGCCGGCGACAGGGCAAGCUGGUUCGUGGACGAGCCUGCUGUGGAAGGCGUGGCCUUCCCUCGGAGGGCAUUCCUGUGA
Messenger RNA from Emericellopsis cladophorae, 807 nucleotides. RefSeq names its product putative 6-phosphogluconolactonase. The record is from RefSeq and is a predicted model, not a curated record. Bases 1 to 807 code for a protein of 268 amino acids. Lineage: Eukaryota; Fungi; Ascomycota; Sordariomycetes; Hypocreales; Bionectriaceae. Gene Ontology annotation, biological process: carbohydrate metabolic process; pentose-phosphate shunt. Gene Ontology annotation, molecular function: 6-phosphogluconolactonase activity. The transcript has a single exon.